UGCGACUUUAACAUAUGUUUGCGGACCGCCAAAAAUACCAUAGAAGAAGAAGAAGAAUGGCUUCCCUGGUUGGAUGUGAACACUACGUGCGCCGUUGUUUGUUGAAAGCUCCGUGUUGUGGUAAAGCAUACGUUUGUCGCCUGUGCCAUGACGCUGAGGAGGACCAUCAAAUGGACCGCUUCCUGGUCAAAGAAGUGCAGUGCUCAGUCUGCACAACAGUACAACAGGCACAACAAACUUGCGUGGAGUGUAAUGUGACCUUUGGGGAAUAUUACUGUGAUAUUUGUCACCUGUUUGAUAAAGACAAGAAGCAGUAUCACUGUCAGCCCUGUGGAAUUUGCAGGAUUGGACCAAGGGAGAAAUACUUCCACUGUGAGAAGUGCAAUCUCUGUUUAGCAGGAGAUCUAAGAGGAAAUCACAAGUGUGUUGAAAAUGUUUCAAGACAGAACUGCCCAGUGUGUAUGGAGGAUAUCCACACAUCCAGAAUAGGAGCCCAAAUUCUUCCAUGUGGCCAUCUUCUACACAAAACAUGCUUUGAUGACAUGGUCCAAACUGGUGCGUAUCGAUGCCCACUCUGUAUGCACUCUGCUUGGAAUAUGGAGCACAACUGGGAGCAGAUGGACAAGGAGAUCACUCAGUCACCCAUGCCCACUGAAUACCAGGAUGCCACUGUGAAGAUCAUAUGUAAUGACUGCCAAACCCACUGUACGGUGCCUUUCCAUGUUCUGGGAAUGAAGUGUGGUGGCUGUGGGUCCUACAACACAGCCCAGAAUGGGGGACUGAUACGGCAGUCCCGGGAACCACAGCCCCAGGAGCCAGAGCAGCAGCCCCAGUCCCCAUUGCCAGAACCAUAGAAUAUGUAUAAGUUGAAUUACAUUGGGACUCCACCCCCUAGUUCUCUAUGCUCCACAUUACUUCCCCAGUCUACGCAGACUUAAUUACACUAUCCAGCUCU
This is a messenger RNA of Oncorhynchus nerka (sockeye salmon), 955 nucleotides long. RefSeq names its product RING finger and CHY zinc finger domain-containing protein 1-like. The record is from RefSeq and is a predicted model, not a curated record. Bases 15 to 854 code for a protein of 279 amino acids. The transcript is spliced from 9 exons. NCBI's taxonomy places the organism in Eukaryota, Metazoa, Chordata, Actinopteri, Salmoniformes, Salmonidae. Gene Ontology annotation, molecular function: zinc ion binding.